UGGAAGCUGUUGAACCUACAUCUUAAGCCUACCUCCUCACUGACAGAACCAUGAAGGUCUCCAGAGGUAUUCUGAUCCUUGCUGUCAUUGCUGCAGCUCUCUGCUGUCAAAUUUGUGCCUCACCUGAUGGCCCUGACUCGCCAAUCUGCUGCUUCAGUUUCACCAGUAAAAGGAUCCCUCCAAAACUGGUGGUGAACUAUAGUGCCACUAGCAACAGAUGUGCCAAGGAAGCUGUGAUCUUUAUCACAAAACAAGGCUUCAAUAUCUGUGCUAAUCCAAAGGAGCAGUGGGUCCAACAUAUUAUGAAGCUAUUUGACAGCAAAAAAGCAAAGACCCAGCGUCCAUGAAGACUACUGCUACUUCCUCUUGCCAUUGCCUGCUGGAGACCCAAACAGGAUAGAAGAAUAAUUUAUUUCCCUCCUACUUCCUACAACACUCUGUGUAACAUUUUUUUAUAAUUUAAAUAUUUUGUCUUAUUUAAAUUAUUGUUGUUUGACUUUAUAUGUCACAAGAAUUUGUUCCUUACUCAUCAUUAAUAUUAUUUUUGUAAUCUAUUCUUGGACCAGCAAUUUACCUCUGUACCUUAAUUUCUUAUCUGUAAAAUGCAUGAGGUUCCAGUCUUUUGCUCCCUCUUCAUAAAGCGUUUGUGAAAAUUGUAUUGAAAAUCCAUGUGAAAGGUGUUUAAGCCUUUUACAGGGAAGUUACACCCUUAUCCUAAGGUACUGAUAAUGAAUGUUAUUGUGGAAAAUAAUACUACACUACAACUAUUGAAUUUCCAUGGACAAAUAUAUUUUGUUUAUAAAA
Messenger RNA from Antechinus flavipes (yellow-footed antechinus), 804 nucleotides. Its product is annotated as C-C motif chemokine 3-like 1. Lineage: Eukaryota; Metazoa; Chordata; Mammalia; Dasyuromorphia; Dasyuridae. Bases 51 to 347 code for a protein of 98 amino acids. Gene Ontology annotation, biological process: lymphocyte chemotaxis; monocyte chemotaxis; cellular response to tumor necrosis factor. Gene Ontology annotation, cellular component: extracellular region. The transcript has 3 exons. Gene Ontology annotation, molecular function: CCR chemokine receptor binding; chemokine activity. The record is from RefSeq and is a predicted model, not a curated record.